This is a messenger RNA of Ascochyta rabiei, 1494 nucleotides long. RefSeq lists its product as uncharacterized. Gene Ontology annotation, molecular function: transmembrane transporter activity. The transcript is spliced from 3 exons. The record is from RefSeq and is a predicted model, not a curated record. Gene Ontology annotation, biological process: transmembrane transport. Bases 1 to 1494 code for a protein of 497 amino acids. Lineage: Eukaryota; Fungi; Ascomycota; Dothideomycetes; Pleosporales; Didymellaceae. Gene Ontology annotation, cellular component: fungal-type vacuole membrane.
AUGGCCAACUCUCCACCCCCUCCCAACCGCCGCAACCCCAUACGCAACGCCGCACAAUGGCUCGCCCACGAACUAGGUCUGCACACCCUGCGCCACGCCGGAAAAGACGUCCACCUCAUCAUCCUAACCCGCUUCCUGCGCAUGUACGCCUACGGCUCCGUCGCGCUGGUGCUAGCGCUCUAUCUUCAAGCGCAGGGCCUCAGCGAUGCGGAAAUCGGCUUCUUCAUGACGCUGACGCUGCUCGGGGACGUGGUGGUCUCGCUGCUGCUUACGCUUGUGGCCGAUGCGUUGGGCAGGCGCAGGACGCUGAUGCUGGGCGCGCUGGGCAUGGCCGUCUCUGGGGCCGUGUUUGCGGUCUGUAGUAGCUAUGUGGUUCUGUUGGCUGCUGCGGUUGUCGGCGUGAUUAGCCCCAGUGGGAAUGAAAUUGGGCCCUUUCGGGCGGUCGAGGAGAGUACGCUUGCGCAUCUUGUUGGCGAGGAGCACAGGGCAGAUGUGUUUACAUGGUACGUCGCCUUCGCCGUGCUGGGCACCUCAACCGGCCUGAUUGUAGGCGGUCAAGCCGUCGAUGCCCUAGCUGCAAGAACAGGCUGGACAGAACUCGACGCAUAUCGUGCGGUGUUCUGGAUCUAUACUGCCGUCGGCCUGACCAAAGCCACCUCAACUCUCUUCCUCAGCCAGGCGUGCGAGCACAAGAAUACCCCCAAACCACAGCGCGAAGGGGAGACAGAACCCCUCCUGCCUAAUGCAGACGACGACGCGCACCCACCCACUUCUGACAGUCGCCUUGCUCAACCAGCAGUAGAGAAGAAGAAGAGUUGGAGCCCGUUUACUUCCAUCUCGCCCAAGAGCCGCGCGGUUCUUUUCAAGCUAUGCAGUCUGUUCUUCCUCGACUCACUCGGCUCAGGCAUGGUGCCCUUCUCUCUCAUCAACUUCUACCUGGACCGCAAAUUCGGACUUCCCAAGGGCAAACUAGGCGGGAUCAUGAGCGCGACUUGGUUCCUCUCCACGCUAGGCAACAUCUUCUCCGCCUCUUUAUCUCGCCGCCUCGGCCCCAUCAACGCAAUGGUGUCCACGCACCUCCCGAGCUCAAUCUUCCUGGGAACCAUCCCCCUGGCGCCCUCCCUCCCACUAACCAUCGCCUUCCUCAUCGGCCGCUCCCUCCUAAGCUCCAUGGACCAAGCGCCCCGCUCCGCGUUCCUGGCCAGCGUCGUGCUGCCCGAGGAGCGCACGGCCGUCAUGGGCAUUGUGAACACGUUGAAGAUUCUGAGUCAGAGUGCGGGGCCCUGGCUUACGGGCUUGCUGGCUGGGAGCGGCCGGUUCUGGGUCGCGUUUGUGGUUGCGGGCGCGCUGAAGGCGGCGUACGAUGUCCUGCUGCUGUCCUUGUUUGGGGGGCGGGGGUUUGGCCGGAAGAGCGAGGGCACGAGGGGUGAGGUGGUGCGGGAUGGCGAGGGGGGAUCGGACGAUGCUGGGGUAGGGGCUGCGACGGUGCGGUAG